This is a messenger RNA of Osmia lignaria (orchard mason bee), 4826 nucleotides long. The record is from RefSeq and is a predicted model, not a curated record. NCBI's taxonomy places the organism in Eukaryota, Metazoa, Arthropoda, Insecta, Hymenoptera, Megachilidae.
UUGUUAGUAUCGUUGUAAAUCUGUUUUUAUAGUUAAUAUAUCUAUGGGAAACAAAUAUAAUUCAUCCAUUAGGAACUGUACAAGGUAAAGAAUAAAUACAGUUAUAUAUCAGCUGUAAGUUUUAUAUAAUGUAUAUUCACAUUUUCAUGCAUAAAAAUGUCCUUGAAGGAACUUAAUUUACAGUUCAAAGUUAAAAGUUAAAAAUAAAGGUACAAAAUCGUUAUAAUCAAAAGGUACAAAAGAAGAAAUUGUUGUCCCAAGAAACUUCGAUAACAGAUAGAUAAUUUUGAUUUUCAUUUUUUAGAGGAAGCCCACAUUUGGAAUAAACUAAAUUACAUUAAUAUCAUGGUUUUUAUAUAUUAAUAGUUAUGUUUCUUUUAUUAAUGUAACUGUUCUUUACCAUUAGAUGAUAAAGAUAUCAGUAGACAAUCAAUUAGUAACUUAUUUUGUCAUCUUAUGCUUUAUCAAUAUUCUUAAAUAACAUUCGAAACAAUUUAAUGAAUUUACAUAUCUGAUUCUUCGUUUAUCACCCAUGAGCAAAACAUAAAUUGUAGAAUCAGAAAUUAUACUGACCACCUAUCUUCUUUUACAGUUUUCAUUUGUAAGUUUUACGUUACGAGAAGUGAAUGCAAAUGAAAGCAAGCAAAAGAAAAAUUGCAUUAUCAAACUAUACAUAUACAAUAUAUAAACAUUAUGUACACAGUAAUAGAAUCCAGAUCAUUCGCGCAAAACGAUUGCACAAAUAGUUCUCUAGAAUUUCAUAUCUGUGUAGAACUAUGUACAAACAGUGGGUACGAUUUUUCAGGCACUAUGCAAAUCUCUUAUUAUGUAACAAUGUUCAUUUAAAUUUCGCUUGCAAAUAUUCUACAAAAAGAAAUUAUAAGCAAACAUUGUUUUCCAAUUAAUCCAUCGAUCCAUGUUUCAUCUUAACUGUGACAAGAGAUCUCAGUUAACCAACUGACUCUAAUCGUUCACACUGGUGCAUUCAACAUAAUCAAAAUAUUCGUUCAACUUUGUUGAAUAUUAUGGAAGCAAUUUAUCUGAAAAAAUAAAUCUGUGUUGACGGAUUUUUUGUUAGCUCCAAGUAAUAUCGUAACCAUUCCAAUUUGCACUGGGUGCUAAAUGUACUCUUCUUCCUUUGUAGAAAAACGUAACCACUCCACGAUAUCCGGUUCUCGGUACUCCACUCUAUAAAAAUGUCGUUUCAUAAAAUUACUAAUGUGAUUUUUAAACCAUUAGGAAAUUACAGUUCGUACCCUGAAAUCAUCCAUUAAUCCAAACUGCUUGGCAGUAUUUUUAUAUGCUUGACGAGAAUAAUAAGGUAUCCGUACGGCGCCUGGUGCCAUAACUUUACCAUUUUUUAAUUCUGAAAAACUUACUACGGUGGACUGGUAUACAUCGUUCACAAAACUAAUGUCAUAAUUGUCCUACAAAAUUAUUAUAUGCAAUGACUACUUUUCUUAGCAGAAUUACAAGAUAUUUCUGGUCGAAUGCAAGCUCUGUUUCGACGUUGUUCGGGUUGUCUUAUCCAGUCGUCCCAAUAUCUGUCGCAUUAAAGAUCAAGAAACAAUAUUUAUCAAUCAUUUGAUGAAUUUUCAACUUACGAUUUCGGCCAUUUCGGUGAUAAUUCUGCCCACAAUUGACGCGUUAACAUCCAUCCUAAUCCAGGAAAGAAGUCUGUUCUAUAUAAUAUAUCUGACCCGUUUUCAUCGACCAAGCCGGCUUUACCGUUAUCGUUCCACGCCGAUACACACCACAGAGUAUUAUCAGAUACCAGUAAAGGAUAAGUACCCAAAAAGUAUUCAAAAAAAUCUGGGGCUACAUCCAAAUCAUCUGAACCGUUUGACGAUGCUGACAAUCUUCUGAUACAAUUAUUGGAAACUGUUCUACGCUAGGUCUAUACUUGAUCAGUUGAUCAAGACAUCUUUUUACAGUAACACGAUUACAAGAAAAUACCAAAACUGCUAUUAUUGGAGAUCCAUUUGGUAAUUUUCCUUUUGUAGGAACAUUGCGGGAGAUUUCGUUCUAUGGGUUCUGUGUAUAAGGGUUGCGCAUUCUUAUCGACAUUUCCCUCUUCCUUUUCCUCCUUUUCAGGGGAAACCUUUUCUGAAUUGUAGUUUGCAUCUUUCUGUUUUUCAUUUGGGUUUGUAUUUACUGUGUCUAAUUUUUCUAAGUCAAAGAAAAAUUGAAGGAUUAAAUAUUUGAUGAAAUAUAGCUAAAUAAUACUUGUUAUAAAAGCAUACUUUUACGUUGUUUAUCCUCUUUGAUAUCUUGAAGAAGCUCCUGAUUCAAUAUUAUUUCUUGCUUUAUUCUUCUUUCCAAUUUACUAAUUUGAUUGGAUACUCUAGCCUAAAGAACAAAUAUAUUUUAGUUAUACUCUAAACAUUGCUAUAAUCUUUAUACGUACAGUGUCUUGCUCCUUAUUCACUGGUUGAUCAGAAAUCAAAAAGUACGUAGUAAUUAAACCCCACAGAACAAGAGAGCCAAAAAUAAUACUGACUGACCUGUUCCGCAUGGCAGAACCAGGUGUCACCUCAUCUGAAAUAUCAAAUUUAUUAUUAAUAUGUAUUUAUAUUAAUUGCAUUAAUAAUAACAAACUCUCUAAGAAGGUGGAUCUAAAGCAUAGAGAGAAUUUUACCAAGAGGCAGUUAGAAAUCUAUUAGAUAAAUUUCAUCAACAAACAUGUAAUAUAUUAUUUAUAUAAAACACUUUUUUGGGUCUAUAAGGUUACGUACCAUUAUGUUACCCACGUAACCACUUAUUAUCGUUAUACUACGACAAGCAUUUUUCCUUAUAUGAAAGAUAAUUGGCUCACGAUAUUAUCGUCUAUAAACCGAUAAUUUCGUAAAGGCAAUAAAUAUAUCUGUAACGUCAAACAAUACAUCAACAAAGUCCUCUAUAAAUUAAACGACCAUGUCUUGUGUCUGACGCACUGACAAUAUAACUCCAUUGUUAAGUUACGCGGUAGACGUAGAAAAAAUUUCUCCAAGAAGGAAACCUAUGGUUUUUCCUUCUGAACCUUUAGGAACUUGCGAAUUUUUAUCCAGAAAAAUUUAUUCCGACCGUCUAGCGGAGCCACGUUCGUAAGAUACAUGUUUCGCCGCUACCGGCAAUAUAUACUGCGUAAAAAUUGAUUUUAAUCUAAAACGUAUUACGUGAAUAUUAUUUUUUAAAUGAUGUAAAAAGUAACAGUUGUAAGAAUUGGUCAACCAACUUAGCUAGCAGAACUGCGUGUAUGUAAAUAUAUAGAAAGGAAAGAAAUUAUAUAAAUUUGUUGUAAGAAAGAAUAAAGCGUAAAGAGGAUUCCAUUCAACCUUAUUUGGCGGUAAAUUUACAUUAGAAACAAUGUCAGAUAACGAGGAUGAACAACACAGAAUCUAUAGGGAAGACGCGCGAAUUCCGUGCAGGUAUGGAACAAAGUGUUAUCAGAAAAAUUCGGCACACCAUGAGAAAUAUAAACAUCCACCUACAAAAGACACGAAUACAAAAGGGACAGGUAUGAAAUGCACUGUAAGAAAUAAAAAAAGAAAAAUCAAAGACAGAAAUGAAGUACCAAAAGAUUCUCCAAAAAAGAAGAUGCAAAAGAAAGAUGAUGAUGAUGAUGAUGAUACAGUUGAUGAGAACUUACAUAAUACUGUUUCAGAUGCAGAUAAUAUGGUAAAAAAUGAUGAGAAACAUGAAACAGUUGAUAGAGAAUCAAGUCCAGAUGACACAAAUAAUGUAAAACAUGUAACCGAUCGAUGCACCAUUGCAUCACUGUUGAAAGACUGUAACAUUAGUACCGAGGAUGAUACACUGUCCAAAGAUGAUGUAAAAAUAGUCAUUUCUUAUUUGUUCUUAACUGAAAUGCCAGAUGACUUUUAUCAGUUUUACGAAUUCUGUAAAAGUAUUAAUGAGAAAGAUUGUUUCAAUGCAUUGAAAGAUCUUCAUAUACAAUUAGUAGGUCCUUAUGAUGUAUUCAGAGACAAAUUUUUAAAUUUCAAAGUUGAAAGUAAAGAGGCAUUAUUGAGACAUUGGAGAUACUAUUAUGAUCCACCAGAAUUUCAAACCAUUGUUAAAGUGGAUGGUAAGGAUGGUUUACAUUUUGGUUACUGGAGAGACGAAAUCGCUGAGAAACCUGUAUUUGUAGCAAAGAAUAAAGCAGCUAUCAACGGUCUAAUCGAAGCAGCGGCAGAAAAUAUAUUUGAAGCAAUCGAUGCCUACAUAGGAAACAAAUUGAAAUUAGCAAAUCCAUUUGAAAAAACUCGUAUAUCCCAGUUGCAUAAGAAAUUGAGAAAUUUUGUUAAAGAGAAUCAAAUACAAUUUGAUAAGAAAACAGGUAAUAUGCAAGCUAGGGAAAGGAAAGUAGUUGCAAGAACUUUACAUAAAGCUGGUAUUGUAGUACCAUACAAUAAAAAAACCGAAUUAGGAUAUAGAAAUUUGGCAGUGACCGAUAGUGAAUUACGAAAAAUCCUGGAUCAAAUGAAACAAGCUUCAACAGACGAAGGUAGAAAAACGCCGCUGUCGAAAUUGGAGGAAGUAAUAAGACUGGCAACGAUCGCUGCCGAUGAAUGUGAUUUUGGCACCUGCUUAGAAUUAGGUCAUGAUUUAUUUACCAGCGGUGUUUCUAUCGUUCAAACGAAAGCUCUAAACAUGCUUUCUCUCGCGUAUACUCUUUUACAAAGGCCGCAAUUUCUGGAAAUUGUUGAGGCGCAUUUGAAAGGCAGAACGAAAAGUUUGAAUCCAAGUGUCCUUUCAAUUAACAAUUAAUGAAUAGGAAUAAAAACAAUCGUUACUUUAUUGUAUUUUAAAUUGUAACAUAUGAAAUAACGAAAAAAAAAAAUUUA